Molecule: messenger RNA, 1424 nt
Organism: Oncorhynchus mykiss (rainbow trout)
Lineage: Eukaryota; Metazoa; Chordata; Actinopteri; Salmoniformes; Salmonidae
Source: RefSeq, a predicted model, not a curated record
GACAAAGGCGUCUUGUAGGGGGGAGUUUUGUGAAGAUCCCCAACGCUCGGUCUGAACAUUAACAUGCAUUGCUUGCCGUACGGAUUUGGACGCUUAAGGACUUAUCUUUCAUAUCAGCAAGAAAAAGAAAAAAAAGGCAGAACAUCUUGAUUCCAUGAAGACAUCCUCCACAUGUGAAGCUCUUCAUUGGCUCACAGUAUUUCGUCCUCUCUGCCCCCACUGUCUUCAAUGAUGUAGGUGUGCUUGAUCGUCUGUGCAGCAGUUCCUUGUUAAGGGCCAUUUCCUAUUGCCUUCUGUGGAUUUCUGCCCAGACCUCAAUGUCUCCCUUCCCUCACACUUUACCACCCUGAGUCUGGAAACGUCACAUCUCCUGAGUAGAACCAGUGAGUCUACCCCAUUCAGUCCCUGGUUGAACAGUCCACCUGAAUCCACUCCCUCCACCCUAAGGCCAUGCUGUUCUCCCUGCAGGAGCUGGUCCAAUGGCUGGGCUUUGCCACGUUCGAGCUCUUCCUCCACCUGGGGGCUCUGCUGGUCUUCAGUGUGCUAGUAGCGCUGCGGGCUGACCUGUUUACCCCUGGCAUGAGCUGGUGGCUGGUCUUCGUCCCUCUGUUUGCCGCUGAUGGCCUCAGCACCUACUUCACGGCUAUUGUAUCCAUCCGGCUGUACCAGGAGAAUGAGAAAAGGCUAGCAGUGCUGAGGCUGCUGUGGGUGCUGAUGGUGCUCGGCCUCAAGCUGGUGUGUGAGGUGCUGCUGUGCCAGAAGUUGGUUGAGCAGGAACAGGCACGCGACCUGUGGUUUGGUCCUAUCGUCUCACCGCUCUUCAUCCUCCUGCAGCUACUGAUGAUCCGCGCCUGCCGUAUCAACUGAUUCCAAGGGCGGUGUGAUGAGGGCAGGAGUCGUUUAUCAGCCGUAGAAGAUCCAGGUUUAUUCAUACUAGGUGACUGUUUUAAUUAACUGAAUAUUGAGAAAUAGUUUUGUACUAAUGGCUGGAGAGAUGAGGGUCACAGGCUUCCCCUCCAUUUUUAACCUUGUCUGAGGACAGUGUGACAGAAUGUGUUUUCCAUGAGCAGUCCUUUGUCAGUAUGGCUCUCCUGGACAUUGCUUCCUGUGGAUACCUUUUUUUGUGUUUGAUCUGUUAUGGACCUCUUGCUCAAGCAUGUAUUGAUGGCCUCAUUUUAUCCUUCAUUGUAAUUUAUUUCCUGAUGUGAUGCGGGAGAGGGACAUUUGAGAAUUGAAGUAAUUGGUCUUUUGAAUUUGGUAAGACUCUGCAGCUUUGUUUGUUUUAGCCCAUUUAUUAUGUUCUUGUUUUUGUUACCCUUGUUGUGUUUCUCUAUACAGUACCAAUCAAAGUACCUUAUCCUCUGCAGCAGAUGUAACUCUGGGUCUUCCUUUCCUUUGGCGGUCUUCAUGAGAGUGCUUGAUGA